This is a messenger RNA of Guillardia theta CCMP2712, 2937 nucleotides long. RefSeq lists its product as hypothetical. Gene Ontology annotation, molecular function: protein binding. The coding region runs from base 1 to 2937 and encodes 978 amino acids. The transcript has 14 exons. Lineage: Eukaryota; Cryptophyceae; Pyrenomonadales; Geminigeraceae. Gene Ontology annotation, cellular component: motile cilium; extracellular exosome. Gene Ontology annotation, biological process: cilium movement; cilium assembly. The record is from RefSeq and is a predicted model, not a curated record.
AUGGAAUCGAAAAAUAGGAGCAUACAGAGGUUUCGAUACCGCUAUCUCUUCUCUGAGAUGUCCGGGGAGGGUGAAGCCCCCGAGACAGAGGCCGUGCCCAACGAGUCACCAGAAGACGGCACAAGCUCUUCCUACAGGAAGUUGAACGUCUACAUCAGAUACACGCUCGUCAAGGACGAGGUCCAGCGUGCUUGUGUUGGCGAUAGGCUUGUGCCUGACGGCUCGACAACUGAGUUCGAAUCCCCACAACCCGGCACAGAGCACAAGUACGAUUUCCAAGCUGAGUUCAAGGUCCCUGCUGUGUCGGACUACCUGCUCUUCAAGCUCAUCACGGAGCCGAUCGAGUUCACAGUGGAAGGCAAUGAAGCUGCUCCUCGCCCCUCCUGCUCACGGCCUCUUCAGGUCUUCAUCAAGAUUGCGCUGUCGGAGAUGCUCGUUCCCCCUGACGAGCUGCCCAGCCUCAACCUGCUCUCCGUCAAACUUCAUUCCCUGCACCAGCUGCCGCCGCUGUGGGGCCCCAGCGAGGACAAGCAGGAGGACGCUCACGACUACAUCUACUCGCUGCUCUACUCGUUGCCAGGGGAGGAUCAAAUCCUCGAGCUCAAGGCAGAGCCUGGAAGGGCGAUCGCCAAGGCAGGCGCCGAGCCUGCAGAGCCUGAAAAUGCAGAGCAAGGUCAAGAAACGAAGGAAGGGGGGGAGAAAGUGGAGAAAGAGGAGGAAGAUGAUGAGACGUUUGAAAUCCAACGGACUGAGUCCAAGGUGUUUGCAAGGAACGAGAAGACAGAUGCGCGUAUAGUCUUCGAUCACCAGCACCGGGGAGUCAUUCGUGGAUCGGCGACGAGCAACCUGAAGAAGAUGCUCUCGAGUCGCAACGCUCUGUCCAUCGAUCUUAGGAGGCAGCUGCGGAGUGGGGAGGACUACGUGUACGCCAAGAAGUAUCACGGUGUUGUCUACGUGGACUGCGACAAGUUGCUGGUGCCCGGAGAGACCAAGGUCGUCUGCCGCUGUGCCGUCCAGCCUGCGGACGAUUACGCGCGGCCGACCCCGGAGGAGCUCGAGGCCUGUCCUCCACCUGGUGGGGAGCCUGAGGAGGACGAGGACGCGAAUCCUUACCUGCUCGCUGAGACCUACCUCCUGCUGGAGAUCGAGCUGCUGAACCCGCUCUUCGAGAAGCCGAAGCCUCCUCCACCCGUCCUGCCCAAAGUCGGGGACUUGCUCCCUACCCGGCCUCCCGUGGAUGUGGUUGAGAAACCACUGUCAGCUGCCGAUCAGUUCGGCGACGAUGUCAAGGAGAUCAUCUACCAGUUGGCGGACGAGUACCAUGAGAUGUUCCUCGGCGAAGUCAGCUCCAACAUCUCAGCGGAAGGGAUGGAGGCAAGACGACAGCAGGCUAUCUUUCAUCUGAACUCAUCUGGGAAGUACUAUGACUACAAGGAGAGACUGAAGAAGAGCAUCGUUCGCCUGAUUCAUGAGAAAUUUCACAAGUCAGGUCUUGAUGCGACGUCGGAGGAAGGAAAGAAGUUCAUCUCCCAGCUGUACGUCUACCUGCAAGAGCUCAUGAACAGCAACCUCAACAAGAAGAAGUACCUGAGGGAGCAGAUGAGGCUGGCGAUCGAGGCAGAAAUGAACCAGGAUCUCCACCUUGCUGCCUCCCACCUCAACCAGCGCAUCAUCACCGACGCCUCCGACGCCGUCCUCUGGUUCGACUACGGGACCUUCUGCAUCCGCGCUGGCAUGCCUGAGAAGGCGGAGGAGUGCCUGCGAGAGGCGCUCAUGCUCGACCCCCGACAUAUCCAGGCGCUCAUGAGCUACGGAGUCCUGCUGUGCACUAUGAAUCGAUAUGCCGAUGCAGAGACUUACUUCAAGCGCCUACAUCCGCGCGGACUCUUCGCCUCCGAGCUGCAUGCAGUGCAACUCGUGGAGAGAGCAGCUGCUCAGGACCUUGUCAAGAACGGGCCCAGCCAGGAGUUUGAGAUCCUGCUGGCGAAGACCUACUUGUCAGUCCGGCAGCUGGAGAGGGUCAAGGAGAUGCUGCUGCCCCCCGACGGCAUCUUGGGCAAGGACAAGAGGCACGCGGUCGCCAUGACGCUGUUGGGGCAUGCGCUCUUCCUCGAGGGCCGCUGGGACACGCUGAGCUGCGACAAGCCCGCGAGCUCGUCGGGCAAGGAGGUCAUGAGCUUCUACGAGAAAGCGAUGGGUCAGCGCAGCCCCAACCUCGAGCCCCUGCAGUACCUCCGGCUCUGCCGCCUCUACCUGUGGACCGGCAAGUUCUACGAGGCCAAGGAUGUGGCGAUCAAGGCGUGCAAGCUCCUCCCCUCCGCCUCCUCCUGGCUGGCCCUGGGCCUCGCCUGCUACAAGCAGAACGAGCUCGGGCAGGCUGAGGAGGCGCUGUGUGAGGCGAACAUCCUCGACCCGUCGAACCCGCAGGUGUGGGGGAUGCUCUCGGUGAUCGCCAUGGAGGCCGGGAAACCGGACGAGAGCGAGCUGGCCCUGCAGCAGGCGCUCAAGCUGGGGCUAUCGACGUCAGAGACGUUCCCCGUAGGGACUUUCAUCCUAGAGCAGAUGGCGAGGCUGCAGGUCAAGGCCGGCAUCUUCAGCCUCGCGUCCUCCACCCUCCGCAGAGCCCUCGAGACGAGCAACCGUGCGGCGCUUCACCUCCUCCUCGCCCAGACGUGCCUGGGAGAGAACGACCUACCUGCUGCCGCCGAAGCUUGUCGGCAGGUGUUGGAGCAUGAAGUGCAGCCCUCAGAGGCGGAGAGGAAGGAUGCGCUGACCCAGCUGGUCGCCAUCUACAAGCGACUGAAGCAGCCAGCCCUCGUGGACAAGUACUCCCACAUGCUCAAGAAGGUGGGGCAGUGGCAGAGUGAGGAGAAAGAUACGGAGGAGGAGGAGGAGGAGGAGGAGGAGGAAGUAACAGGGCCCAGAACCUGCAAGUAA